GUGCCAAGCCCGAGGCCCCGCUCCCGGCGUCGGAGCAGAGCAGGUGCAGGGGUGCAGCCGGCGCCCCACCGCCCAGCCUUCCGGAUCAUGCCAGCCCAGAGAGCCCUGACCAUCGGCUUGGCCUUUUUGGUGCUGCUGGGCACAGCCCGAGCAGGGCCCUUCUCCCCGAGGUCCAAUGUGACACUCCCAGCCCCACGGCCCCCUCCCCGGCCAGGGGGCCGCACGGCAGGGGCAGGAGAGGGGCGCCCCUCUUCUCAGCACUAUGAACACACGGUGGAGGGAGGGGAGAAGCAAGUGGUCUUCACCCACCGCAUCAACCUCCCGCCCUCGGCCGGCUGUGGCUGUGCCCCGGGCGCAGAGCCCUCUGCCCCUGCAUCGGAGGUGCAGGCCCUGAGGGCCCGGCUGGAGGCCCUGGAGGCGCUGGUGAGGGGGCUCAAGGAGCAGUGCAGCGGGGGCUGUUGUCCUGCCGCUGCCCAGGCAGGCACAGGCAAGACGGACGUGCGCAGCCUCUGCAGCCUCCACGGUGUAUUCGACCUGAGCCGCUGCGCGUGCUCCUGCGAGCCGGGCUGGGGCGGCGCGACCUGCUCGGAGCCCGCGGAGACCCCCGCCUCCUCCGCGCCCGCGGCACCCACGUCUUGCCCCGAGGACUGCAACGACCAGGGCCGCUGCGUCCGCGGGCGCUGCGUGUGCUUCCCCGGCUUCAGCGGCCCGAGCUGCGCCUGGCCCUCGUGCCCCGGGGACUGUCAGGGCCGCGGGCGCUGCGUGCAGGGCGCGUGCGUGUGCCGGGCGGGCUUCGGCGGCGUGUGCGUGUGCGACGAAGGCUUCGCGGGCGAGGACUGCGGCGUGAGGCGCUGCCCCUUCGACUGCCACCGGCGCGGCCGCUGCGAGGACGGGCGCUGCGUGUGCCACGCCGGAUACGGCGGAGAGGACUGCGGGCAGGAGGAGCUUCCCGCCAGCCCCUGUCCCGGGGGCUGCGGGCCCCGCGAGCUGUGCCGUGCCGGCCGCUGCGUGUGCGUCGAAGGCUUCCGCGGCCCCGACUGUGCCAUCCAGACCUGUCCCGGCGACUGUCGAGGCAGAGGAGAGUGUCGCCAGGGCAGCUGUAUCUGCCAAGAUGGCUAUGCCGGGGAGGACUGCGGGGAAGGUGAGCGACUGGGACCGGGGUGCAGAGAACAGAAGCUACGGGAGGACCCUGGGGAGAGGGGCCCGGGGCGCAGGAGUGGAGGCUGA
Molecule: messenger RNA, 1227 nt
Organism: Octodon degus (degu)
Lineage: Eukaryota; Metazoa; Chordata; Mammalia; Rodentia; Octodontidae
Product: tenascin-X-like
Exons: 4
Coding region: 88-1227 (379 amino acids)
Source: RefSeq, a predicted model, not a curated record